Messenger RNA from Diaporthe batatas, 1239 nucleotides. RefSeq lists its product as uncharacterized. The record is from RefSeq and is a predicted model, not a curated record. NCBI's taxonomy places the organism in Eukaryota, Fungi, Ascomycota, Sordariomycetes, Diaporthales, Diaporthaceae. The coding region runs from base 1 to 1239 and encodes 412 amino acids. The transcript has a single exon.
AUGGCAGAGACAUUCCACCCCUUUCCCGACCUUCCCAAGGAGCUGCGGCUCAAGAUCUGGGAGCAAGCCCUGACCGAGGCGCGCCCCGACCGACGCAUCAUCGUCUACGAGAGUCGUGUGGUCCCGUUCAAGCAGUCCAUCAGCUCACUCCUGCUCGUCAAUUACGAGUCCCGUACCUGCGCCAAGGCCUUCUACGACGUGAAACUCGACGUCUAUGCGAUUCCGUCGCUGACUGACUGCCAGAUCGAGCGUUUGGACAAGAAGACGCACUGGGAGCGAUUUCCGGACAUCGAAAGGGCAGUGGACGGCAAGAUCCACGGCUACACUGACGAAGUUGUCCGAAUGAAAUUUAACAACGAACGUUUCACUGCGCAUAAGGAGCUGAGUGAUGACCUUGGCAGGUACAUGGACGAUCGUUUGUGGAAUGAUCGCCGCAGGGACACUGACGAUGAUUUGCGCAAUUAUCGCCGGUUAAAGAAGGAACUGCUCCUCAAGAUCGAUCUUAAAGAGAAAGAAUACACUGUCGAUCUGGAGGAGCACUGGGCUGCAUACGUUGAAGAACGACUGUGGGAGUUAGGAUCAGAGUCUGCUGCUAAAGCCGAGACAUCGGGGCUGAGCAAGGGCGCAUUCUACAUCAGCCCCGAGCAUGACAUCUUCAUCGACGGCUAUGAGUGCGGAAAGCACUUCUUCAACAUUGACGAUGCCUCCAAGAUCUUCGGCACCACAUUGGAGCCAAGACUUACAUGCCGUCACAUCUCGGAGACUUUGUGCGCUGCUACACGAGAAAGAGUCUCCACCCCCGUGGAAGUGACGAGAGGCCAGCCGACUAAUAAAAAGCCUCACUGUGCCUUCAGGGACAACGACCUGUUGGAGUAUUGUCCCCCAUACAGACCUAGGGGGGUUGAAGACAACUACCCAUCGAUCACGUCUUACUUCAGUUUGACGCCUUACUCAUUCACCCCACCCGGCUUUCUUCAGCAACUUAUAGAGGCGGACGGAACCGAACUCUCCAAGAUCCUUGGGGUUUGGGUAAAAACGGGGAAUUUAUAUCCAGACAAGCCUGGAAGGGUUUUCUGGACCUUCACCCAGACGAAAGGCUUCACGUGCCAUGACCCGCUGUUGAAACAUCGACAUUCCGUGUCAGUAGACUGGACGCAUGAGAUGAUGGCGCACUGGAGAGUCGGACAAGCCAGAGUGCUUUAUUCAAUGCAAUGCAUGCGCCCCGUCCCAACGGAUUAA